Sphaerulina musiva SO2202 is the source of this 2618-nucleotide messenger RNA. RefSeq lists its product as uncharacterized. Lineage: Eukaryota; Fungi; Ascomycota; Dothideomycetes; Mycosphaerellales; Mycosphaerellaceae. The transcript has a single exon. The record is from RefSeq and is a predicted model, not a curated record. The coding region runs from base 1952 to 2323 and encodes 123 amino acids.
AAAUCUGACUUGCUCUCGUAGAGUAUGGCAUACCUAUGCAUAGCUCCUGUAGCCACGGCUAUCGCGAGGGCUUCAUCUAUCGUCAACGUCGAAAGUGUUAUAGCGAAUUGACGACUUGAACCCCUACUCGCCGCCCUACAGGCCUCCAUUCGUUAGUUUAUGAAUUCGAUAUAUGCUCGCCACUUCUAACGACGAGGUGCCUCGCGCAGUCGGAAUAUGCUACGUCGUCGUUCUACUCGCAGGGUUACACCUCCGCGUACCACGCCUUCGUGCAUCGCGGAGAAGCUGUAAAAGCGGGCCGCUGUCUUUUGAGGUCCACGAUGUGCUAUGACCCUUGAAGACUGCCAGGAUACUCGGGCUGAUUGUAUACUGCGAUGCGUGUCAAGACGAUGUAAGAGCUUCGCUUGGCAGGCUUGCUUGCUUUCCAGUUGCUCUCGAUAUGAGAUGCUGGGUGGACGGGUCGCUAAUUCGGCUUGGCGCUCUGAAGAGUGCCUGGCAAUCGAUGCAUAGGUAUGUAUAUGGCAACCAUCGGCGAGGGGGUUUUGCCCUGAUCUGCUGUCCAUACCACCUCAUUAUAUGACACAGCAUCAUGAAAACGCAUCGAAAUAUAUCAACCAGUGGAGUAUACUCCAAUGCGCGAAGACGCAGUUGAUCAAUGGCUCACCCUCAUUCCCCGCAUGAAUAUGACGACCUGUACAACGUACUGUAUACAGCGUCCGCCAUUGCUGUGGCUAAUGACACAGAAAAAUCACGCCUUCGCCCCACAUAAGAAUUUUCACAUGCACUCCUGAUUGGUGAGCCCUCAACAUCCUUUGUGCUUCACACGCUGCAUUAUAAUGCAUCUGGCGCCACCCAUGCUUGAACUCACAGAAUUUUCAAAUCGGAGUAAUUGUACCUCCUAGCCGACGCAUCGGAUCGUAAGUCUUGGCCAUGAUGGAGCAGGGAGGCCGCCUGGCUUAGUCGAACCGUCCGUAUUGCCGGCCGAACUUGCUCGUAUAAAGAAGGACUUAGGGCAGAGCUAUUCACGUACCGUACAAUCAGGAACACGUGGUCCGUGAACGCAUCUUACCGCACCUAUUCGAGUAAUUUCGAACGGCGGUGGAUAUGGUGUGUAUUGACGAUAUUUGCCGGGUACGAAGCAGACUCCGACAGCGUGAGAACUUGACAUACUUCACUUCGCGGACUCGCGGUGUGUGGAGACAUCCAGAAUCCAGGACGUAGAUCAGGCACAUCAUAUGUACCACUUUUCCUACCAGCAGCUCUGCUCAGCGAGGCUAGCACUGGAUACGAUAGGCACUGAUCAUCAGUCUCCUGGCUCCAGCUUUGGUACUGUAGCACUGCUUCGUGAGCCAAGGCUCGUUCCCAUGCAGACUGCCCAUUCCAGUAGUGAUCGCAGUGAUGAGGUAUCCGCAGCUUUGGAGUACCAGCGCGGCCAAUUGUGACCACGUCGUGGGGGAUACCACCUCAUUAUUAGAGGAAUCCACCUCGCCCUCGGUAUUGUAACCUCCCCCGUGGUACUCCACAAUGCUCUAUUCGUCGUACUCGCUACGCGAUAGCGGAUGUUAUGAGUUUCCUUCCUACGCAUCAGCAGCCUGGACGAAACGUAUAGCGAGCCGAAGAACUGAUACAGCCUAGAUAUCGGCUUGUAAGAGCGUAAGGAUCGCAGAGCUGCAUAGUUUCGGAACCUGUGUCUUGUGGACCCCUAGACAGCCUCGUAGGGCUCUACUGCUUGGCGGUCACCGUCUCAAACGUGGACAUCCGGCAAAUAGCCAAAUCAACCCCGGCAGAUAUAUCGGCCGUAUGCCCAACGAGUGUCCGCGCUCUGCUCACCGAGCGCAGAAGAAGGUGACAGUCGGUGCAAUGCAAGCAUUUGGAGCAUAUGAGUAAGGCAAUUUAUCUUCACCACCGUGUAUGCAGACGAGGCUUAUGCUAGGCUUCCGAGUCUUGGCGCAUGAGUUAUCUUGGAACAUCCUCGGUCUCACACUGGUGUACCCUCUUGCCCACGUUGUGUAAGCGGCCGCAAUCAUUCGCAUGCAGUCCAACACUCCAACUGGCAACGAUGCUCCGUUGCUUCUUCACUCACAGUUCCGCGACGUUAACAGCCAGGACCGCUGAGACCCACUUCGGAUUUUCGGUUGUCGGGUUCGAAGGUGAACGAGUGUGCUCUUGUCUUGCAAGGCUAGGAGGGACUGUUCCGAGCACGACGUUGCGUAUGCUCGUUGAUUGUGUCUUGGCUGUGCGACUGGUAACGCGUCGCUCGAGAUCGUACGAGAUUCACCAGCUUUAUUCAUCCAGAGCAGCAGACUCGAAGCUACGGGCAUGAGCUCCUUGCUGCCUCACUGGGCCAGUGCAAAAGCGGUUUAAGCGUGGAGGGUGAGGGUGAGCUCGAGAAGCGGGCGGCGUUCUGUUGUUCUGGACCCGGGAAGAAGGGGGGGAGAGGGGGUGAGCCCGCUGCAGGCAGGAAGGCGGGCAGGCUACAGUUUCCGGCGGGCGAUCGUUCGACGGGACGGAAGUUUGUCGACCAGACGACAAAUGCGCCGAGUCGAUUGAUUGUGCUCUCCACGCGUGGUGGUGGUCGGUGGUAGAGCGUUGCGCUGCGGCUGCGUGCGAUACUUGGC